This is a messenger RNA of Erythranthe guttata (spotted monkey flower), 450 nucleotides long. Lineage: Eukaryota; Viridiplantae; Streptophyta; Magnoliopsida; Lamiales; Phrymaceae. The record is from RefSeq and is a predicted model, not a curated record.
AUGUAUUAUUUUGAAACCCUAAUUUCUCUCAUAUUUUUUUUCAGCAUCUCGGCCCCUUACCACCACCAUUAUCUCUCCCCGCCGUCCACCAUCUCUGCCCAUCACCACCACCACUACCUCUCCCCCGCCGUCCACUGCUACCGCCGCCAGAUUGAUGAAAGCUGCCUCCAUUUACCAACGUCGCCUGCCCAAGGAUCUCGACUCCGUCAAGGCCUCUCAGACUACUGUUCGGACAAGAAGAGAGGAAGAAAGUCGGCAGGACCUCGGGGCCCGGACGCGCCGCCGACGAUGAACCUUGUGGAGGCGGAGAGGCAGAGGAGGGAGAAGCUGAACCACCGAUUCUACGCACUCAGAUAUGUGGUACCCAACGUUUCUCGGAUGGACAAGGCUUCACUUCUAUCUUGCGUCAACAAUAUAAUGAUUCAGGAUGUUGUCGUUACUCAAGACUGA